CGAACAUCCUCACUGCUCUCGAGCCACUUCUUGAUAAAAUCUGUCAUUUUCUCCAUAGCCCUUGCACCGCGAACCUUAAGGAAGCCAAACCUACUCGAGACCUUCCUAGCCAGUCCUUCAAUAUCACAACUUCGUCCUAAGAUCGGAUCCGAAAUUCCAACAAGGGGGGCCUGAAGAAGUAUUGCAGCAUACAACCUCAUUCCAAGAUCGACCACCAAGCGCCUAGAUCUCCCGAUGCCGCGAAUCUCGGGAAAGUCUGUCAAAACACUCUCCAAGAUGCCUACCACCCAAAAUCAAAUCGCCAGAAAGCGUGGCCGAAGUGACGGACAGCUUCUAACACCAUCUUCAGUAAAGAAGCAACGCGUCCUCUCCCCCCUCCGCAACGCCGACCAGGAAGAAGAUUCACGAACUCGCGAGAAGAUCAUCGUUUCCCUCCGUGCCGAACUCGCUGAAGCCAGAUCCGAAGCCCGCGACGCAGCAGAGUUCAAGCAGCAGCGCAAUUUCGCCGUUCACAUCGCUGCUUCCCUCAACAACCUUCAAGGCGAGAUGCUGGAAGCUUGGCACGGUGACAUCCAGAGGUUGGCGGGAACGAGAGGUUUCAAAAAGGUGAUUAAUGAUUUCAAUGUGAUGGAGGAUCGCGCGGUGGCUAUCGAGGAGUUGUGCAAGGAUUUCCCGAAGCUAGAUAGAAGUUUGAGGGCUAAUGUGGGGGCGCUCGAGGUGGAUGCUAUUAAGGGACAGGUUGAGGACUUUGAGGUUGUGAUGAUGGAGAAGGUGGAUGAUUUUACGGAUGACUGCGUUUCGGACUAGAGGUCGUACACUGCUUGAUUCUCGACAGAGCGCUAUACACUGAGAAUAAAGAAAUCUGGUAGCGGGUUGUCUUCGGCCGAGUUCAACAGACUUGGUAGUAGAGUGGUUUGGCAGGGGAUUUUCU
Messenger RNA from Hyaloscypha bicolor E, 931 nucleotides. RefSeq lists its product as uncharacterized. Lineage: Eukaryota; Fungi; Ascomycota; Leotiomycetes; Helotiales; Hyaloscyphaceae. The coding region runs from base 235 to 807 and encodes 190 amino acids. The transcript is spliced from 2 exons. The record is from RefSeq and is a predicted model, not a curated record.